Messenger RNA from Colletotrichum chrysophilum, 1623 nucleotides. RefSeq lists its product as uncharacterized. Lineage: Eukaryota; Fungi; Ascomycota; Sordariomycetes; Glomerellales; Glomerellaceae. Bases 1 to 1623 code for a protein of 540 amino acids. Gene Ontology annotation, biological process: transmembrane transport; carbohydrate transport. Gene Ontology annotation, molecular function: carbohydrate:proton symporter activity. The transcript is spliced from 2 exons. The record is from RefSeq and is a predicted model, not a curated record. Gene Ontology annotation, cellular component: membrane.
AUGAACCAUUCCAGCCAAGGCGACUCCAAGUCGGCAGACGCAGUUACUGAUGCAAAAGCCUUGGAUAACCAGAACUCAGACUGUCUGAGCAAGAUGGGUUAUGUCUCUCAGGACGCCCAAGCGGCCACUGAAGAUCAAAAGAACAUGUCUGUUUUCGAAUCAUUCAAGGCAUACCCGAAGGCGGUGGGAUUUUCGAUGGUUCUUUCACUUUGCAUUGUUAUGGAAGCAUACGACACUUCGUUGAUCGGCAACUUUUACGGUCUCCCUCAAUUUAACAGGCGGUUCGGCGACCGAUUGGCCAAUGGCGACUACCAAUUGACUUCGACUUGGCAGUCAGGCUUGCAAAACGGCACUCAAGUUGGCCAGAUGAUUGGCCUUUUCUUCGGCGGUAUUCUUGCGGAGCGGUUUGGUUACAAGAAGACGUUUCUUGGUGCUCUGAUUCUCAAUAUCGCUUUCAUCUUUCUUUUCUUCUUUGCGCAGAAUAUCGGAUUUCUGCUGGCUGGAGGAAUGCUGUGCGGUUUGCCUUGGGGAGCAUUUCAGACUCUUACCACUACCAUGACCACGUACACCAACCUCUGUUGGGUUAUCGGGCAAUUCAUUAGCACAGGAGUCCUUCGAGCUGUGCUAUCGCGAACUGAUGACUGGGCUUGGCGUAUUCCUUAUGCCAUUCAAUGGGUGUUCCCGAUCCCCAUCAUCGUUGGUGUUCUCUUCGCCCCGGAGAGUCCUACUUGGCUUGUUCGCAAAGGUCGUCUGACAGAGGCUCGUAAGGCACUGCGUCGCCUGGCCAACUCUUCUGUCUCAGAUGCUCAACUUGACGUCAAUAUCGCGAUGAUUGCGCACACCAACGAGAUGGAAAGACAAAAUGAGGAAGGAACAUCGUACAUCGACUGCUUCAAAGGGACCAAUCGGCGUCGCACCAUGAUUGCCUGCGGUACCUGGAUAGGUCAAGUCGCCUCUGGUGUUUGGUUUGGAAGUAACGUCAUCUACUUCCUCCAACAAGCCGGUUUCGACUCUGACAACUCCUUCAACUUCGGACUCGGUGUCAGCGCCAUGGCUAUCGUCGGAACCAUUCUUUCUUGGUUUAUGCUGCCCCACAUCGGACGUCGCACACUCUACGUCGUUGGUCUCAGCAUCCUAUUCACCAUUCUCCUUACCGUUGGCUGCAUGGGCAUUCCUGCCCCAACGGCAGGUUUGGGUUGGGCUUCUGGUGCUCUACUGAUGCUGUUCGUAAUCACGUACGACAUGACUGUUGGGCCGGUAUGCUACUGUCUGGUGGCCGAAAUCCCCUCGACACGUCUCCGCAUCAAGACCGUUGCUCUCGCGCGAAACUCGUACCUCCUUGUCAGUAUCGGCGCAAACUUUCUUAACCCGCCGAUUCUCAAUCCGAGCGCCUGGAAUCUUCGCGGGAAAGGAGGCUUCAUCUGGGCGGGUAUUUGUUUCUGCGAACUGGUUUGGGCUUAUUUCUACCUCCCCGAACCUAUGGGACGCUCCCCUGCAGAGCUGGAGAUGCUCUUUGAGCAAGGUGUCAGCGCGCGCAAGUUCUCAUCUACGAAGGUGGACGUUUUCUCCAAUGUUAGUUCGGAGAAGAGCGACGCCACUGUGGAUAUGGUUGAACAUCGAUAA